AUCCUCACACUUCAAUGCCCACAGUGUGAUUGGUGUCAAAUCCUGACACUACAGGAUCCUUACUCCAGGAUGAGUGUAUUCCUUCAUCUGUUGCUCCUUGUUCCUUCUGUUGCUGGUGUUAGUUUAUCACUGACAAGUGGAGAGGUUUGUGAAGGAGCUGUUGCUACUUGGACCUGUGUUGUUAAUAAUUCUUACGAUGGGGUUUCGGUAGCAUGGCGUAACAAUGGAGAAAUUGCAUAUCCACUUAACACUUUAGCUCCACUGGGACCAGAUAGUCCAUUUAAUGCUACACUCACUUCUAUUAAUAGCAGUACCAUCAUAUCAAUAGCAACUGCUACAGUAACCGAUAUCGUAAAUGGAUCAUUACUGGAGUGUUCUGACAGUCGCUUUAACUCUCCUUCUACAAAUGUUACUCUAAUUUUAAAACAUCCAGAAGCUGCUAAUCUUAGCUCACCUGUGUUUCAUGAUGAUGGUAUCAGGGUCUCUUGGAGUGGAGCUACUUGUUUAUCAUCACUUAGUCUCUCAGUCCAUCUCUCAUCAGUUUAUGAAGUUGAUGUGAAGAAUGUUGCUGGAACAACACAUUAUGAUUUUAUUCCAGUGACUUCUGGGGAGUACAGCUUUGGGUUAACUAGUGUUGAUUAUUCUGGAAAUGAUAUUGGCUCUAUGAAUAGCACAUCCAUUCCUUGGAAAGAGCCUAAAAUAUCUGUUGAUACAAAUGUUAACAACAAUAUUGCUAACUUUACAAUUAGGAACAAUGAUGAUGAACGACCUCCAGUCACUAACUGUAGCAUUACUUUUGAUGAUGUCUUGAAAUCAUGUGUCAUGAAUAAUAUUGUCAUCUUUAGCAUAACGCCAGGAGCUAAGCACUCUUACAAUAUCACUGUUACUAAUGCUGCUGGUACAGUUAAUAUGAAUGGAGAGCUAAGUAAUGAAGUGUAUAAUACAACAAUGGAACUCAGUGCCUCUGUAGAUCCCCUUGCAGUUGCUGCUUCACCCACUGUUCUUGGAGUAUUAAUAAUAUUGUCUGUUUGUUGGAUAUUGCUGAGGAUAUGCUGGAAGAGACAGUGGUGCUGUCCUAGGGUGUGGAGGAGUAGCUUUUGGCUGCUUUUCUUCUGCUAUGAUUGUUGUACUUAUGAUGCUGGAGUUAUCUUUUAUACAGUAAAAGGAAAGACCACUGCUAUAAAUGCAGGAUUAGAAAAUACAACUGUCGGAGGGGAGAAGGGACCUGAUACAACUCUUUAACUUUGUGUAACUUUAAGUCAAAAACUUUGCUGAUACCACUUCUGUAGUUAUCUAAAUUCACAAUGUUAAUUUACAAAAUGUAUUAAUAAUAAA
This is a messenger RNA of Amphimedon queenslandica, 1335 nucleotides long. RefSeq lists its product as uncharacterized. Lineage: Eukaryota; Metazoa; Porifera; Demospongiae; Haplosclerida; Niphatidae. The transcript is spliced from 8 exons. The record is from RefSeq and is a predicted model, not a curated record. Bases 70 to 1242 code for a protein of 390 amino acids.